This is a messenger RNA of Camponotus floridanus (Florida carpenter ant), 983 nucleotides long. RefSeq lists its product as uncharacterized. The transcript has 3 exons. NCBI's taxonomy places the organism in Eukaryota, Metazoa, Arthropoda, Insecta, Hymenoptera, Formicidae. Bases 61 to 870 code for a protein of 269 amino acids. The record is from RefSeq and is a predicted model, not a curated record.
UAUAAAUGGCGCGCGAAAUGCGUGCCACCGUUUUAGUCGUUUCUGUGGAAUAGAAGGAGGAUGAUUGCCGUCAACAAGAUCAGCAUUGUCUAUCUGGUGACACGCGUUUGCUUGACGAGUGCCAUACUGGCGGCCAAGACAUCCUCGGAUCCGACGAAUGUGUCGCGUCCGUGGCAUAGUUAUUUGUUGGCUACGACCACACUGUUCCCGAAACAUCCGAAUCAUCAAUAUGACGAUGGUUCGAUCGGUGCUGAUGUAGAAAAGUUUGUAUCCUCCGGAGAACAUCCAAUAGGAAUCCAGUCCGCGAUUUCGACCUUAAAUAAUCGCAGGCAAAAGUCGCAGGUGGGACCUCAAAGAUUCCCCACGGAAAUUCACCAAGAUGACUUUUUGGCAAAAGUGCCGAAUGCAUCGCCGUCGCCUCUGCUGACGUCGACGACGACGAUGACGACGUUAUCGGAAUCUGGAGACAUCCGGGAAUAUCAGCGUCAUGCACCUCGACGAUUCGCACAUCUGGAUAUCGAAGCGCCCGACAGAUACUUGACGGACGAGCCGGAUGACGAUAAACUACCGUAUCGCGAGAAAGCCGAGUUGUCGACGUAUUAUCGUCGCGACCCACAAGACAUAACGGCGGCCAUCAAGACCUUAGAUCGCUUCCUAAGCCGUACUCUGAACGACGAUAGUUAUAACAGCAAGUUACAUCCACCACUCAAUCCCGUUUUAGCCCUCAUCCUGUCUCGGUACGGGCGUUACGUGCCCGGAACGCGAAACCCUCGCGUAUACGCGUACAUGGCGGUGAACAAUAUUCACAACAACUUGCCGUUCGGCAGGUACAAAUACGAGCACGACGAGGAGCCGAUUUACGCGAGAUAGCGAUUGUAUCUGAUAUUGUAAAAUCAUGAAUAAAAAUAGCAUAAAUAUAUAUGAAUAAUGAAAUAAAAUUGCAAUUGUUAAUUGAAACUUGCGAUUCUUAGAACCGAUAUGAG